UGCUGUGUGUGCGGCGGCGGCGUCCCCAGGUGUGUGCAGCCAUGGGCCCCUGGAAGCUGGUCCGGGGCCUCCGGCAGAUGGAGCUCCACCGGCUCAUCAUGGCCCUCAUCGUCUUCUGCCUGCUCUCCAUGGCCUUCCUGGCCUACUACGUCAGCAACAGCCCCAAGAUCAAGGAGGCGCCCCCGCUGCCCUUCAGCGACUGCGGAGGAGGAGGAGGAGGAGGCGGCGGCGCUGGGGGCUUUGGGUUGGGGGGCGAGGGGGGGGCUCAGCGCUCCCCCCUCUUCAUACCUCCCCAGGCUCCCGGACGGCAGCGCACGGCGGCCAAGGCGGCGGCGGCGGCGGACCCGACGCGCACCGACCCGCUGGUGCUGGUGUUCGUGGAGAGCAUCUACUCGCAGCUGGGCCAGGAGAUCGUGGCCAUCCUGGAGUCCAGCCGCUUCCGCUACCGCACGGAGGUGGCGCCCAGCAAGGGCGACAUGCCCACGCUGAUGGAGCGCGACCAGGGCCGCUACGCGCUGGUCAUCUACGAGAACAUCCUCAAGUACGUCAACCUGGACGCCUGGAACCGCGACCUGCUGGACAAGUACUGCGCGGAGUACGGCGUGGGCAUGGUGGGCUUCUUCAAGGCCAACGAGAACUCGCUGCUCAGCGCCCAGCUCAAGGGCUUCCCGCUCUUCCUGCACUCCAACCUGGGCCUGCGCGACUACCGCAUCAACCCCGCCGCGCCCCUCCUCUACGUCACGCGGCCCAACCAGGUGGAGCCGGGGCCGCUGCCCGGCGACGACUGGACCGUCUUCCAGUCCAACCACAGCACCUACGAGCCCGUGCUCCUGGCCAGCACCAAGUCCUCGGAGGCGCUGGCCCACCUGGGCCCGCACCGAGCCCUCCACGCCACCGUGGUGCAGGAUCUGGGCCUUCACGACGGCAUCCAGAGGGUGCUGUUCGGGAACAACCUGUCCUACUGGCUGCACAAGCUCAUCUUCGUGGACGCCAUCGCCUACCUGACGGGCCGCAGGCUGUGCCUGCCUCUGGAGCGCCACCUGCUGGUGGACGUGGACGACAUCUUCGUGGGCAAAGAGGGCACCCGCAUGAAGGUGUCGGAUGUGAAGGCGCUCCUGAACACACAAAACAAGCUCAGAGCCUUGGUCCCAAACUUCACCUUCAACCUCGGCUUCUCCGGAAAGUUCUACCAUGCAGGCACGGAGGAGGAAGACGAGGGCGACGACAUGCUGCUGACGCACAGGAAGGAGUUCUGGUGGUUCCCCCACAUGUGGAGCCACAUGCAGCCGCACCUCUUCCACAACGUCAGCGUGCUGGCCGAGCAGAUGCGCCUCAACAUGCUCUUCGCACAGGAGCAUGGGAUCCCCACAGACAUGGGCUACGCCGUGGCCCCGCACCACUCCGGGGUGUACCCCGUGCACAGCCAGCUCUACGAGGCCUGGAAGUCUGUGUGGGGCAUCAGGGUCACCAGCACGGAGGAGUACCCCCACCUGCGCCCCGCCAGACACCGCCGGGGGUUCAUCCACAGCGAUAUCCAGGUGCUCCCCAGGCAGACGUGUGGCCUGUUCACUCACACCAUCUUCUAUAAUGAGUACCCCGGAGGCUCCAAGGAGCUGGACAAGAGCAUCCGGGGAGGAGAGCUCUUCCUCACAGUCCUGCUCAACCCUAUCAGCAUCUUCAUGACCCACCUGUCCAACUACGGCAACGACCGGCUGGGCCUCUACACCUUCGAGUCGCUGGUCAAGUUCGUGCAGUGCUGGACCAACCUGCAGCUGCAGACACUGCCCCCGGUGGAGCUCGCGCAGAAGUACUUCGACAUGUCCCCCGAAGACAGGGACCCGCUGUGGCAGAACCCCUGCCACGACAAGAGACACAAGGACAUCUGGUCCAAGGAGAAGACCUGCGACCGCCUGCCCAAGUUCCUGGUGGUCGGGCCCCAGAAAACAGGCACCACAGCGCUGCACUCGUUCCUGACUCUGCACCCAGCCAUCACCGGCAGCUUCCCCAGCCCCGUCACCUACGAGGAGAUCCAGUUCUUCAACGGCGACAACUACCACAACGGCAUCGACUGGUAUAUGGACUUCUUCCCCUUCCCCUCCAACGUCAGCACAGACUUCAUGUUUGAGAAGAGUGCCAACUACUUCGACAGCGAGGCCACCCCCAAGCGCACGGCCGCUCUGGUGCCCCGGGCCAAGGUCCUGGCCCUGCUCAUCAACCCGGCCGAUCGCGCCUACUCCUGGUACCAGCAUCAAAGGGCUCACCAGGACCCUGCCGCCAUAAACCACACCUUCCAGCAGGUGGUGAUGGCCCCUCCCUCCUCGCCCCCUGAGCUUCUCACCCUCCAGAACCGCUGCCUCGUGCCUGGGGAGUACGCCACUCACAUAGAACACUGGCUACUGCACUACCCCUCCCGCCAGCUGCAUUUAGUGGACGGGGCUCUGCUGCGCUCCAACCCUGCGCUGGUCAUGGACGGCAUCCAGAGGUUCCUGGGAGUCACCCCCAUUUUCAACUACACACAGGCCCUCUUGUUCGAUGAGAACAAAGGCUUCUGGUGCCAGAGGAUAGAGGGAGGUCGUCCAAAGUGUCUGGGAAAAAGUAAAGGCAGGAAAUAUCCAGAAAUGGCCCGCGAGGCGCGUGCCUUCCUGGCGGAGUACUACCACGAGCACAACCUGGCGCUCCUGCGGCUGCUGAACCGUCUGGGUCAAGCGCUGCCCACCUGGCUGAGAGGGGAGCUGCAGAGUACCAGCUGGAGCUGAGACCCCCCCCACACACACACACACACACACACUACACACACACACGUCAGGCGCUGCCCACCUGGCUGAGAGGGGAGCUGCAGAGCACCAGCUGGAGCUGAGACCCCUC
Clupea harengus (Atlantic herring) is the source of this 2865-nucleotide messenger RNA. RefSeq names its product N-deacetylase/N-sulfotransferase (heparan glucosaminyl) 2a (gene ndst2a). Lineage: Eukaryota; Metazoa; Chordata; Actinopteri; Clupeiformes; Clupeidae. The record is from RefSeq and is a predicted model, not a curated record. Bases 42 to 2756 code for a protein of 904 amino acids. The transcript is spliced from 13 exons.